AUAAUCCGUGUACGACGUCGUUGUAUACACUUGUGUUCUACUGCUCCAAGCAAAUUUCUCAGCCUAAUCACUCAUCCUCUUUUUCUUUUUUUCUUUUUCUGUCAAACAAGCAAAGCUCAAUGCGUAUCUUCAAUAGCAGCACUUCCCACUCUUCCAAGAAGAAGGAGGAAAAAGAAUGGUUAGGAGCAAGUUUCAAGCCAGAGAAUUUUAUUCCGGGAAUAGUUAUUGGUUUCAUUCUUGGGUUGUUGUUGGAUUUGACUAAGCCUUCCAAAAGUAGUACUAGUAACACUUUGAAGAAGACUAGUCAUUUGCUUAGUAGAAAUCAUCCUGAAAAGAUUUUGGCCUCAUCUAAGGCUGACGAAGACCUCAAAAUGGUAUUAGUUGUCAGACAAGACCUGAAAAUGGCACAAGGAAAAGUUGCAUCUCAGUGUGCUCAUGCUGCUACCGGCAUGUAUGCAGACCUUAUGCAAAGCGAUCGGUAUCUUUUGAGGCAAUGGGAGCAAUGCGGACAGCCCAAAAUAGUUGUUACCUGCAAGAAUCAGCAAGAAAUGAAUAAGUUGAAGGAAGCAGCCGAGAACAUUGGUCUUCCAACUUUUGUGGUUGCUGAUGCGGGACGUACACAGGUCGCAUCCGGCUCAAGGACAGUUCUUGCUGUUGGACCAGGUUUUCAUCUACGUAGAAUGCUCACUUCUAACCAGCCAGUUCUAUGGCAGUCAGAAUAAACCUCUGCACAUCCUAACCACUUUUGUUGACGGUUGAAGCAAGUCAGCGGUAGAUUCAGUGACCGGAAAGCUGCGCCUCCUUUGAUGAUAUUGACAGCUUCCAUUGGAACCCGUGUCAGAUUUGAGCGGGUAGAUUUGCAACAACUUUUGAUCCGCGUUUCUCACAGAAGACAUGCAUAGUUCCUGACAUGAAGAAUUGAUAGAUGUGCUAAUAUCAAGAUAGGUCACUUAGUUUUAUUUUAUUUUUAUGCAAUGUAGUGCAUAAACUUAUUCUUGCCUUCCAGUUUCAAUUUGUAUGUAUUUGUCACAGCCCCAAUAAUGUUGUCUACACUGUCUGGUUGUGAAAGACAGUUCAUGUAUCUUAAAAAAAGUACCAUUAAUCGUUUAGUUGUUCCUCAUUUUUACUCGA
This is a messenger RNA of Lycium barbarum (goji berry), 1131 nucleotides long. RefSeq lists its product as uncharacterized. Bases 120 to 722 code for a protein of 200 amino acids. The transcript has 9 exons. Gene Ontology annotation, molecular function: peptidyl-tRNA hydrolase activity. Gene Ontology annotation, cellular component: cytosol; mitochondrion. NCBI's taxonomy places the organism in Eukaryota, Viridiplantae, Streptophyta, Magnoliopsida, Solanales, Solanaceae. The record is from RefSeq and is a predicted model, not a curated record.